This is a messenger RNA of Westerdykella ornata, 980 nucleotides long. RefSeq lists its product as uncharacterized. Lineage: Eukaryota; Fungi; Ascomycota; Dothideomycetes; Pleosporales; Sporormiaceae. The transcript has a single exon. The record is from RefSeq and is a predicted model, not a curated record. The coding region runs from base 150 to 947 and encodes 265 amino acids.
CGUGCCGUAAGGGAAGCGCGUGUGCACGCCCGUGCCCGUUCCGUCUGUCCACCUGUGACUUGCUGACCACCAUCGAGGAGCCAGAUAGGGAAUCUGAUAUGAGCUCCGAUGAGGACCGAUGUUCAUAUCGCGAUACGAACUGAAAGUCGAUGGCCUCUCAGCGAAGUACACCUUUCUCAGUACUCAGUAUUUCUCAGAUACAUGGAAUCGCAGCAUGUCAGGACUGGGUUGUGGCGGCAUCCGUACUGAGUAGGUCGGUAGGUACCAGCUCCCACUGGAUCCGUGGAAAUAUUGAUGUUGUGAGGAUGUGUUCCUUCCAUCAACGAAACAGGAAGGGCAGUCUGGGAAUCGGAAUCCGUCGGACGAGGGAUGCCCUCCCCAACUGUGCUUCUCGGAUUCGCCAUAUUCCGAUGAUACUGCAGUCUCCGCUGCGUACCUACUCUGGAUGCCUGCUGAGGUCCUUCGUUGUUUGUUUCAUCUGGAGAUGGUGGUGCUCCAUCAGGAUUCAGCGCAGACCAUGUCUCCAAGCUUCAAGGACCCGCGAUGCGAUCCAGCUGCAGACUGUCGGCAGGCGUUCCUUGCAGGAGAGCGACGAGCGAAGCCCAUGCCGCCUCUGGCCCGCAAUGUGGUGUGGAAUGCUUGGCCGCUCCGGGAAUGGCCAUUGGUCCGCUCUCACAACUUCCAGCUGCAACCAGCCGUCAAUCCCGUCGAUGCAUGAGUGGAUAUGUAUGCGUGUGAUUGGGGGCAUCCCUGUUCCCACUCACCCCUUUGCCACGUCUCAGCCCCGCACUGAGCCCCUCGUCGCUCACCACCUGGCUACACAACGCAGGAAACACUGGAAAGGUCAGCGAGCAUCUGCUCCGAACUCCUUACCAUGUACAGCUCGUCUGGCUCUCAACCAGCUCUGCCGACUCCGGAGCACUUUCACACUAUGUACUCGGUACUGAUGACCAGCAGCAAGACAUGGCGAGAUGUGGCAG